Molecule: messenger RNA, 5508 nt
Organism: Endocarpon pusillum Z07020
Lineage: Eukaryota; Fungi; Ascomycota; Eurotiomycetes; Verrucariales; Verrucariaceae
Exons: 6
Coding region: 1-5508 (1835 amino acids)
Biological process (GO): calcineurin-mediated signaling; fungal-type cell wall organization
Cellular component (GO): calcineurin complex; cytoplasm
Molecular function (GO): RNA-directed RNA polymerase activity; calmodulin-dependent protein phosphatase activity; calmodulin binding
Source: RefSeq, a predicted model, not a curated record
AUGGAGAUUCCCCUAGAGCGUGCCGUGAUGGAGAAGAAACCUGUCCCUGAGAUCGAUUUUACCCUGCAUACGAUGGAGGAUAAUACCACAGUCAGCACGCAGGAAAGAGUCUGCAAAGACGUCCAAGCACCUGCGGUGCAACCACCCACCGACCAACAGUUCUGGUCGCCUCAGGACCAUUCCAAGCCGAAUCUCCAGUUUCUGAAGCAGCAUUUCUGCCGAGAAGGCCGUCUCACUGAAGAUCAGGCGAUGUGGAUCAUCAAGAACGGCACAGAAGUUCUGAGAGCAGAGCCGAAUUUGCUUGAAAUGGAUGCUCCAAUCACUGUGUGUGGUGACGUUCAUGGUCAAUAUUUUGACUUGAUGAAGCUUUUCGAGGUUGGCGGAGAUCCAUCAGAGACGAGAUAUCUUUUCCUUGGUGACUAUGUCGACAGGGGAUAUUUCAGCAUAGAGUGCGUUCUGUACCUCUGGUCACUCAAGAUCUGGUAUCCAAAUACCCUUUGGCUGCUACGCGGCAAUCACGAAUGUCGCCAUCUGACAGACUAUUUCACCUUCAAGCUCGAAUGCAAGCACAAAUAUUCGGAAAAGAUCUAUGAUGCGUGUAUGGAGUCGUUCUGCGCCUUGCCACUGGCUGCGAUCAUGAACAAGCAAUUCCUCUGUAUCCACGGUGGUCUUAGCCCCGAAUUACACACGCUGGAAGAUCUCAAGAAUAUCGAUCGUUUCAAAGAGCCUCCGACGCACGGGUUAAUGUGUGAUAUCCUCUGGGCCGACCCACUGGAAGAAUUUGGUCAGGAGAAGACGGGAGAGUAUUUCGUCCACAAUCAUGUUCGUGGUUGUUCCUAUUUCUUCUCCUAUCCUGCAGCAUGUGCCUUCCUUGAGAAGAAUAAUCUGCUCUCGAUCAUUCGAGCACACGAGGCUCAAGAUGCAGGUUAUCGUAUGUAUCGCAAGACGAGAACGACAGGAUUUCCCAGUGUCAUGACCAUCUUCAGCGCUCCCAACUACCUUGACGUUUAUAACAACAAGGCCGCAGUUCUCAAGUACGAGAACAACGUGAUGAACAUCCGACAGUUUAAUUGCACGCCCCAUCCCUACUGGUUACCAAAUUUCAUGGACGUCUUCACCUGGUCAUUGCCUUUCGUUGGAGAGAAGAUCACCGACAUGUUGAUUGCCAUCCUCAACACUUGCUCCAAGGAAGAGCUUGAAGAUGACACUACCCCAUUAUCGAGCGGUCCAGCGUCGCCUGCGCUCAACAUGGACCCCGAGUCAACCGAGUACAAGCGUCGCGCGAUCAAAAACAAAAUUUUGGCAAUUGGUCGGCUGUCAAGGGUGUUCCAGGUCUUGCGGGAAGAGUCCGAGAGAGUGACAGAACUCAAAACUGCCUCAGGAGGGCGCUUACCAGCAGGCACACUCAUGUUGGGAGCUGAAGGGAUCAAACAAGCGAUCCACAAUUUCGAAGAUGCUAGGAAGGUCGAUCUGCAGAAUGAGCACCUCCCUCCAUCUCACGAUGAGAUUGAGAGGCGAAGUGCUGAAGACAGAAAGCAAGCUUUGGAACGAGCGAAGAAUGAGGCAGACAAUGAUACCACUUUACAGGGUGUAGCCCGCAGAAUCAGCGUAUCCAGCGGACAGCCGUUCCCAAUGUCAUCUCAUGCUAUUAUUGCGCCAACAGACACUCCAAAACGGGUGCGACAUUCCUUCGACAAGAUUGUCGGACGGCUCAAUACACGAUGGAAUCUUGAGCUUCCCAGCAUUCAUGGAACUCAAGAGAGUGCGCUACAGCAAGCAGAUGUUCAGCACUCCCUAGCGAAACGAUGCUCCGGGCAAAUACGAUACCUCUGUUUCCGUGACUGCCAACUUGAUAAAGUCAUUCAUGAUUUUGAGGCUAGUGUUGCCCCAAUUUGCUCACAAUGGGUGUGGAAACCGUCACAAGAGGAAGGCACUCUGCCGGCAAUGCCCGUCACCAAGAGCUUCAUAUCCACGAGACCGGCUCUGCCACGAAAACACCGUCAAGAGCUUCUCCAGCGCCUUUGGGAGCUGCUGAACGAGGAGGUUACACUGGCUAGGGACUCUGAAGUCUAUAGGCGCACAUCGUUCACUGCAACAUGCGAUGCUGCCCGCAGCGUUCAGGGUAUUGUGGGCCAGGACAACACAACCAGUACGUCUCGUAUUGCAGCUCCAGAAGUUGCAAGGAGGCAAGUUGCUGGGACAGCGAUCGGCGACACUGAGAGCGGGAGGCCGCAGAAUAGACGUUCCCGGGAAGCGACAAAGCGAAAGUCCUCAGGGUCCGAAAAGUCAGAAAAGCGUUCAAAGAAGCAGAUGACGUUGUCUCAGAUGAAAACCUUUCGCCACCUUCGGAAGGAUAUCGAAAAUGCUGCAGAUCUUAUGCCACCGAUUAAACCACCCCUUGGCCCUCAGACUGUUUCAAACGCCCAGAGCUUUUACUCUACGACGACAUCUAACGUUCCGUCAGAGAUUUUUACGCCUGCAGCGACUGGCUUAACUGCUCCUUCAGCUUCAGCAGCAACGUCUUUGCAGGAAGAGGCCAAGAAUUCGAGUCCAGAUCUCUUUCCAACCCAAGACGUGAUGGCGCUUGAUGCAGAUGAGGAUUUCACGACAUCGUUCAACAUGCUUUGCGAGCCGACCAAAGCAGACAAGAUAUUUGACGAGCUCUGUGAGAAGACUCCUUUCAAGAACGCUGAUUUGGCACUCUCUCACAAGCUGUCUUUCCGACAUCGUUAUGAGUUAGAGCGUGUGGCCGAUGCUUUACACACAACUCCGAAGGAGCUUUUGAAGGACCUUGGCCGGAAAGGAAUCAGCUCGACCAACGAUUACGAUGCCUUUUUGGGGGCCUGUCGGACGGUUGCAAAAGAACGAGGCCAUCGCUUACCCGGGAGAUCGUCAUCCUCCGCCUGGAACAGCGCCUCUGAUUCUUUCUUUGAAACCGAGUCAAGGAAGAAAUCCGUCUAUCUGGCAGGCGCAUUAAGCUACAGAUCAAAAGCGGAUGAUGGGCUCUAUGAGCUUAAGUUAAAACCGCUUAAUCUCGACACCAGCUGUCGAUUUCAUCGCCAAUACGGUCCUUCACGGUUCAUGGUGCUCUCCCUGCCUUCCUUAGCCACUAAUCUUCCAACGAAAUACAAAGAAGACGCUAGAUCAGGUGUACUUACGGAGAGCGUUGCAAGAUGGCUGGCAACAGCCCACGAAUUCUUAGGCCGAAAGUGGCGCGCAUUCUUUUUAGAGGCAGAUAAGAAGAAGACAAAAAUCAUGGGCCAAGUACCAGGCUAUAAAGUCCAUCUUUUUGCGGUCUGUGGUGAAGACCUACCCACAGAAAGUGUAAUUGCAGUGGAGCACUUUCUCAAUUGGCAUAUUCCCAUAGACUAUAAUCUCCAAUCCACUAAUCUGAAACUUUUCCAGCGGUUCUCUUUAGGAUUGUCCAAGACGAUCCCGACAAUUGUUCUGGAGGCCUCCGAAUUUAUUCGGCUGGCCGACCCGACCAACCAUGCAGUCAUGAACGAUGGUUGUGCAAGGAUGUCAAUGUCUCUUGCGAAAGAGGUAGCCAAACACAUUGGCUUAAGCGAGGUCCCGAGCGUAUUUCAAGCGAGAAUAGCCGGCGCCAAAGGGCUGUGGAUGGUUGUCCCUGAUGAUGAAUUUGAUGAAAUGGGCAGAAGGAACUACUGCAUCGAGAUUGCUGACAGUCAGCUUAAAAUCAAACCACAUCCAAAGGAUCAUUCAAUUGCUGAUGAGGCGCGACGCACCUUCGAGGUUAUAAAAUAUUCUGUACCUGGAAAGGCGGCUGCCUUGAAUACUCAAUUGUUAACGAUUUUACAUGACCGUGGAGUCGACCGCAAAAUUCUGGCCGACCUUCUUUUGCAAGACAUCGGCACGUUUCAUAAUGAUCUCGAGCUUUCUAUGCGCUCGCCUCUGCGAUUGCGUUCGUGGGUGCAAUCGAGUGGGCUGUAUUCAAGAGGCGAAGAGGAAAUCAGAAUGACUGGUUCUUGGCCAGACGAAUCCGAAGAGCAGACGAUCAUGCUGAUAGAAAGUGGAUUCACUCCGGACACCUCCCCUACCCUUCGAGAGUGUCUCCGUUCCAUUCUCGUGAAGUAUCUGAACCGAUAUGUCGAGCGACUUCAGAUUCGCAUUUCCUGUAGCACAUUUCUGUUUUGUAUCGCUGAUCCGUACGGGGUACUCGAGCCAAAUGAGGUCCACCUCAGCUUUUCUGAAGUAUGGAAAGACUCCGUUUCAGGGUUCAAAGAGAGCUUCGUGGAUGGACGAGAUAUCCUUGUUGCCAGACUGCCGGCAUUGCUUCCCUCUGAUAUCCAGCGAAGACAAGCCGUAUGGAAGAGGGAGCUUCACCAUUUCAAGGAUGUCAUCGUCUUCUCGACAAAAGGAGAUAUACCACUAGCUCAUAUGCUAAGUGGUGGAGACUACGAUGGCGACACUCCCUGGAUAUGUUGGGAUCCUGAUGUCGUCAAGUGCUUUGAAAAUGCUGGUCUGCCAGACAUGCCCAGCAAGGAAGAUUGCGGACUUGUGCAGCAGAAUCGUAAAGUCAAAGAUAUUUUCACAGGAGACACAUCUAGGAGACAGCUCGCAUCACAGACGGAGAGCUUCUUCGCCGGCUGUUUUGCAUUUAACCUGAACCCAUCCUACCUUGGUCAGUGCACACACGAACACGAAAAGGUGGUGUACUUCGACGGCAGCUUGACCGCCCCGAAUGCUAUCAAGUUAGCCACUCUGUCCGGCUACCUUGUGGACAGCGCGAAGCAGGGGGAUAUGCUUUCACAAGUCGCUUGGCAAAAGCUUCGGAAACAAGUGAGCCCGCGCAUUCGUGAUGCGCCUGCCUACAAAAAUGAUAACUGUGAAGGUCACAAGCGCGAGUCGAACAUUGUCGACUAUCUGAAAUUCUGGCAAGCGGUUCCUGAGAAGGAGAGAAUCCUAACACAAUUCAACAACCACUGGCGCCAGGAGCAUGCGAAGGAUUCGGCGCUCUGUCAACCAUGGAGCUCAAUGCGGAAUUUUGGGAACAGCAAGGAGUCAUCAGCCGAGCUAGCUAAGACUCUGGAACAGUUGAAAAAAGAUAUCCAGCAGAUGGCUGAAGACUAUCUUCGCCAGCAACCGAAAGAAGGCAAUUGGGCUACUGGGCAGUUCCGGCAGUUGGUCGAGAGCUUCCACCAUCACUUUCGUUCAAUCAAACCUUCAGGAGCGCAUCACGAAUAUUCCCAUCUAUGGACGUAUGAAGACAACAGAAGACUCGGUCAUUGGUCACUGCUUCGCGCAUCAUGUCUUUACAACGAAUUUUCAAAGAGAAGAUCGGUCUGGUACUUGGCUGGCGAAGAGCUGUGCUGCAUCAAAGCACAUUCAUGUCCUGCUGGCUUCCGAAAUGUGCUCAAGGAUGUCUAUUCUGUCCUGAAGUGCGACACAAAGAUCGCCAAAAGGGUACGGCAAAGGCUGGACGAGGUGGAAAUUGAGGAGGAGACUUUUGGUUGGGAAGAUAUGGAUAAGGUACUACAAAACGAAUGA